Arachis duranensis is the source of this 1401-nucleotide messenger RNA. Its product is annotated as persulfide dioxygenase ETHE1 homolog, mitochondrial. The transcript is spliced from 10 exons. Gene Ontology annotation, molecular function: sulfur dioxygenase activity. NCBI's taxonomy places the organism in Eukaryota, Viridiplantae, Streptophyta, Magnoliopsida, Fabales, Fabaceae. Gene Ontology annotation, biological process: hydrogen sulfide metabolic process; glutathione metabolic process. Bases 321 to 1235 code for a protein of 304 amino acids. The record is from RefSeq and is a predicted model, not a curated record.
AAAAUACAAAAACAAUACUACAAUAGUGACAAACCUUCGUCGUCCUUCGGCAAUUCCUUACACUCCCAUUUGCGACCUUUCCUAUGCCAAAUUGAUCGAAAAUCGAAACCAUCGUCCUCAAUAAUUCCUUUAUUAUUUUCUUAUUAUUAAAUUAUUAAUUUUAUUUUUAUCAUUCACAACGCCAACAACUACUUUAGCAUUAUCAAUUUAUCAUCAUCCAACAACAAUAUCAUCAUAUUCAUUCUCCAUUGUUUCCUCUCUCUCUCUCUCUCUCUCCUCGUCAUUCGUCAACACUUGCCAACUAUUUAAGUUACCCAAAGAUGCUUCGUUUUCAUCAUAUCGUUAGAGUUUCUCUAUUUGCAUCCAAAGCUUCAACCUUUCCUCUUACCUCUGUUUCUCUUUCAACAUCAAUUCCCAAAAGAACUACCUUUGCACUUCGAUCACAAAUGACUUCUUUCUCUUCUUCUUCUUCCUCUUCCUCCUCAAAGCUCUUGUUUCGCCAGCUUUUCGAGAAGGAAUCGUCUACAUACACGUACCUUCUUGCUGAUGCAUCACACCCCGAUAAACCAGCGCUUUUGAUAGACCCUGUAGAUAGAACAGUGGAUAGAGACUUAUCCCUUAUUCAAGAGCUGGGAUUGAAGCUUGUGUAUGCCAUGAACACUCAUGUACAUGCUGAUCAUGUCACUGGGACUGGCCUUAUCAAGAGCAAAGUUCCGGGUGUAAAAUCUAUUAUUUCGAAAGCAAGUGGUGCAACGGCUGAUCUUUUUGUGGAACCAGGUGAUAAAGUCCAUUUUGGUGAUCUUUUUUUGGAGGUUCGAGCUACUCCUGGUCAUACCUUGGGUUGCGUUACCUAUGUUACAGGAGAUGCUUCUGAUCAACCUCAACCUAGGAUGGCAUUCACUGGAGAUGCCCUAUUAAUACGUGGAUGUGGAAGGACCGACUUUCAGGGUGGGAGUUCGGAGCAGCUUUACAAAUCAGUACAUUCACAGAUUUUUACACUGCCCAAGGAUACAUUUAUCUACCCAGCUCAUGACUACAAAGGAUUCAGUGUAAGCACUGUUGGAGAGGAGAUGCAGUACAAUCCACGGCUAACAAAGGAUGAGGAAACUUUCAAGAACAUCAUGGCAAAUCUUAACCUUUCAUAUCCAAAAAUGAUCGAUGUUGCUGUCCCAGCUAAUUUGGUUUGUGGAGUUCAAUCCAAGAGGGGUGUCUGUGUGAGCAAGAAGCAAGAAUGAGUACGAAUAACACACUCCAGCAACCAGUUAGUAAUGUAAUUUACCACGAAAAAGAAGUGUUAAUUGGAAUUUGAGUUGAACAGAAAAUGAAGAAUGUAAACUAAUAGUAAAAUAAUGAUUGUGGGCCUCAAUCUAAUAUAAAUAUAUACUUCAGUGAUUAUGCUUA